GGAAGCUUUAAAAAGGCAGUAGAAGCGGCCAGGGCGGGAUAGACGCACUCUUUUCUCCGUCUUUGCCGUAACGCGCCGCCGUAUGGAUUCUCGACAGGAGGAGUUUUUCCACUGGGUCACACUCCGCAGGGCGCUUCUCCACUUCGGCUCGGACGCUUCACCUACUCCGGAACACUGACUCUGAACUGUGCUUGUGCUUUUCUCUGCUCUCUCCUCUGUGCGUAAUUUAGGCGAUCGGUGCGGCGACAUCCGAACAACAGCGAGGAGAGGAACGCAACUCAAUUUUCGGGACUAAGUUUGGGAAAAUGGAAGUCGUGUGGUUGGAUCUAGUGUUGCUUUUGCCCAUGCUGCAGAUCCCCGGCGUGCUAACACUGUCCACACAUAUGGCUUCCAUCUAUCCCCAGGAUCCUGUCCUGCGCAUGGGCUCCAACCUGACGGCCAGCUGCUGGGUGCACCCUGAGCUGGGGGUGCAUGCCAGCUCUCUGUUCUGGACCCUGAACGGCCAGCCUCUGGCCAGCUCUCUGUACAGAGUGCUCAGCCCCAACAACCUCAGUGUGACGCUGGUAGGACUCAACGCUUCCAGCCAAAAGUCUGGUGACAACCUGGUGUGUCACAACCACAAGGGCCACAUCCUGGCCGGCUCCUGCCUCUACGUCGGCAUGCCUCCACAGAAGCCAGUGGCUCUGACCUGCUGGUCCAGGAACACCAAAGACCUGACCUGCAGCUGGGCCCCAGGGGGAAGAGGAGAGACCAACAUCAGCACACACUACACCCUCAAAUACAAGCGCAGGUGGUACGAUGAGGAGAAGAAGUGUGAGGACUACAGCAUAGGUCAGCCCUACGCCUGUCGCAUCACCAGAGACCUGUAUCUGUUCACACCCUACGAGAUCUGGGUGGAGGCCUCCAACCAGCUGGGCUGGGAAGUGUCUGACGUGCUCACUCUGGAUAUCCUAGACGUGGUGACCACCGACCCCCCCUCCGGCGUGACGGUCAGCCGCGUGGGGCAGUUGGAGGACCAGCUCAGUGUGCGCUGGGAGGCUCCGCCCGCUCUCAAAGACUUCCUGUUCCAGGCCAAAUACCAGAUCCGCUACAGACUGGAGGACAGCCAAGACUGGAAGGUCAUAGAAGAUGUGGGGAACCAGACUUCGUGCCGACUGGCUGGACUCCGACCGGGAACAGUCUACUUUGUCCAAGUGCGCUGUAACCCUGUGGGCAUCUACGGUUCUCGCAAAGCUGGCAUCUGGAGCGAGUGGAGCCAUCCGACUGCAGCCUCCACCCCGCAGACUGUGAUCAUGAGCGGCUCGUGCGACUCCAAAUCCAGCGCCGACUCGAACUCGACCCUGCGCCGCGAGCUCAAGCAGUUCUUCGGGUGGGUGCGCAAACACGCCUACGGCUGCAGCAGCAUGUCCAUGAAGAUGUACGACCAGUGGAGGGGGCUCAUGCAGAAGUCGCACAAAACUCGCAACCAGGUAGGUUCUACAAGGGGAUAAAUCGUAGCGCGGGAUGACGGAUGGACCGUAACGAAAAAACAAAAAACUUGAAACUGAAUUUUGUUUGGAACGAAUUUUUUUUUUUCGGAUACGAAGGUGGACAUUCGGUUCGAAAACGCCGCGUUGUUUCUAGCAAAAAGACACUUGGAAAAAAAACGAGUGUAAGCUGGCAAACGCAACGCUACCAGCCCGAGAUCGUGGACUCACAGCGCCCUCUUCUGGCUGGGACGGCGUAGUACAAACUCGAGUGACUGAUGCGAGGCCCUUAUUUUUGUACUGAGCUCAAACGGCGUAUUUAAAACUGUGUAAAAGUUUUGUAAUGCUUAAAUUAUGUUAAGAACGUUAGCUGACUGAAGGCUUAUUCCACAGUCCAUUGUACAUUUCUUAUGCUGUGUGAGGAGUUAUAUAAUUAGUCCAUUGUAAUUCUGUUAUUGUAUUGUAUCAGUGAUAUAUUUUUAUUUAUUAUGUAAUGUAUAGACGUAUUUGUAUCAACUGUUUGAAUGUGUAAAAGACAAAAGUACAUUUCAUAUGUUGUUUUAUCAUAUCGAACCCGGGGCUGCAGUGAUUCAUUGGAAUAACUGAGAUAAAUCGGCAGCGGUGAGAGUACUGACUAUUUAUACUCAAGUAAAAGUACAGUUACAUGGCUAAAAUAUACUCAGUUACAAGUACAGGUUACACAAUUGUACUUAAACAUCCUAUAUUACAAACUGAAGACGUUAGAAUGCUGUUACCUCCUUAAAACCAUAGCUGGAGUUGUGUUUUGUUUCAUUCACACAUAUUUGAGUACCGUAUUUUUCUGACUUUAAUUCCCUCCGUAGUAUAAGUCGCACCAGCCAAAAAAUGCGUAAUGAAGAAGAAAAAAACAUGUAAGUCGCACUUUUUUGAAGAAAUUUAUUUUAUAAAGUCAGAGACCAGGAACUAAAAUUUCAUCUUGAAAGGCAAGUUCUAAUAAUAGCAAUAGAAGAGAGAACAACAGACUGUUAACGUCACAUAUGAACAGUUCUUCAGAUAAACUAUAACAUAAACAACAGAACAGAACAAGUUUACCAAACUCUCCAUCUCACUCCAAAUCACUAAAUCCAUUGAAUUCUUCAUCCUCGGUGUCACUUCUGAGCAACUCCACGACCUCCAGAGGUAAACAGAGCACCACUUCCUCUACUGCGUAGUUGUCAUCAGACUCAGCAUCAGUUCCAGUUAGAAUUAUUCCAGUCUUUCUGAAUCCCGACAGGAUGGUUUUGGUGUCACUGAAGUCCAGGCUUUGUCCAUCCAUCCAGUGACUUCCAGGAAGUACCCUCUUGAUGUCACAAGUUUCUCGCUCAUUCCAAACUUUCUUUCUACUGCUCGAUUAUCGUUUUCAGCUGCUUAUUUCUCCACUUGCAGCUUGUAACCAGCAAAAUAUGAUUUUUUUGGGGAGCAUUUGUGUUCAGUCUUCUCAGUCGUCUUUAUAAAUUUGUUUAAAUUGUAAAUUUUCAGUGGUUCAGAAGUAAUGGUGUGAUCGACUGACAUGAUACAGACAGGACAGAGGCUCUUUCUGCAAUAGACGUGCAGUAGAGCCAAGUGACAGUGGUACAGGAGUAAUAAAAGUAACAGAUACUGACACACAGCGCCCUCUGUCAGUGUGAAAAUUUUUAUACAUAAGUCACACUGGAGUAUAAGUUGCAAGACCACCUAAACCAUGAAAAAAGUGCCACUUAUAGUAAAAAAAAAUUGAUAAUCUGUUUUUAUUAGUCUCUUCUAAGCUCAAAAUGCUCUGUUCCACCUUGUGAUGUCAUGAAGCAGUAGUUUUCAGCACCUCCUUUUACUUUUAGUUUAGUAGAGAUUGUCAAUUUCAGAGAUGAAAUGAUCCAUAUGAUUCUAGUGAAGGUGCAUUGAUUUUUAAAAUACAGUGAAGCACAAGAAAUGGACUAAGGAAGUGUGAUGUCACCCAUAGCGUUCGGCUCCAGUCAAAUGAAGCUCAUCGAGGCUUGCAGCUAUGGGGUUAGUUUGGUGUCGAGUUCCAUAUUAGGAAUAGGAACUGAUAUACGGACAAAAUAGUGAAAUAAAAACACCAGCAUCAUGUAGAGUGGGUAAAUACAAACAUUUUAAGACCAAAAUGAGGAGCCUGACAACAGCAGCUACAGAAAAAGGGGCGACGUUUAUCAAUGCAAAGUAAACUGGAGCUGGAGUCAAUGGAACCGGAAGCACAACCAUGUUCACUUUCCUAUUUAUACAGUCUGUGCUGUUAUCUGGA
Molecule: messenger RNA, 3720 nt
Organism: Boleophthalmus pectinirostris (great blue-spotted mudskipper)
Lineage: Eukaryota; Metazoa; Chordata; Actinopteri; Gobiiformes; Gobiidae
Gene: crlf1a
Product: cytokine receptor-like factor 1a
Exons: 9
Coding region: 306-1490 (394 amino acids)
Biological process (GO): cytokine-mediated signaling pathway
Cellular component (GO): external side of plasma membrane
Molecular function (GO): protein binding; cytokine receptor activity
Source: RefSeq, a predicted model, not a curated record